Phoenix dactylifera (date palm) is the source of this 1369-nucleotide messenger RNA. RefSeq lists its product as uncharacterized. The record is from RefSeq and is a predicted model, not a curated record. NCBI's taxonomy places the organism in Eukaryota, Viridiplantae, Streptophyta, Magnoliopsida, Arecales, Arecaceae.
GGGAGCAAUUCCCCUCUAUUUAAUUUGUUUGUUGCCCGUCGUUCCUUUUCGAUUUGAGAUUUAAAAAAUAGAGCUCUGGAGUUGGGGAUCAUCCCCAUCUCGCCGACCUCUUCCCUCUUCCCCUAAAUCUAGGUCUAAGUCCUUUCCCGGAUCCGAUCGCAGGACGGACCUGGCAUGGUGGGCGGAGAUCCGGCGGUGCUCGUGGACGGUGGGUCUCGGUCCGGAUGCUAGAUGCUUCUCAGCAGAUCUGCGUCUUCUUGGAUCUCUCAGCUUCUCGCCUGCAUGGGAGCAGAGGUUGUCUUGGAUGCUGUGCUAAGCCCACUCCAAUUAUUGCAGUUGACGAACCAUCAAAGGGUUUGAAAAUCCAAGGCCGGACAAUAAAAAAACCCAGCGUGUCUGAUGAUUUUUGGAGUACGAGCACAUAUGAGAUGGAAAACAGUGGUGUGCAAUCUCAAAGGAGCAUCUCUUCAAUUAGCAUAUCAACACAGAACCUUGAUCACCAUGGAGCAGGAAGCACCAGCAACCCUUCCGAAUUUAUAAAUCAUGGUCUUCUUCUCUGGAAUCAAACCAGGCAGCAAUGGAUUGGAAAUAGAAGACCUGAGACCCAAUUGCAACAGGUCCGAGAACCCGAAUUAAGUUGGAAUGCAACAUAUGACAGUUUGCUGGGGACCAACAAGCCAUUUCCACAGCCCAUCCCUCUAUCUGAGAUGGUAGAUUUCCUUGUGGACAUCUGGGAGCAGGAGGGUCUGUAUGAUUAGGCGAAACAAGUUGCUUUAGACGUUGUGUGGACUGUCAAGCAGAUGGGGACUCCUAUAGAUGGUCUUUGAUAAUACUAGAUGACGAUGGGUAUCCUUCUUCCACAUCAACUGCUACAUGUACGCUACCACUGAUAUCUUGUCCCUCCUUUUUCCUUCCCUUUACGUUCCUCCUGUAGCAAGUUACCUCCCCAGCAUCGUUGUAAGCUCUGAAACAGGCUUCGCCCUGCUUAGUGUUUUUGUAUGCUCGCCGAUUGGCAAGUUGUUAGACCGGCGGCAUCACAUUCUGCUUAGCACAAAGCUAUUCCGUGGCAUGCUUGUAGAAAUUACCUUGCUGAUGCCGAGUCUAUGAUCCAUUUUGCCGUCCCGCCACAGCCUUCUGUGUCUUAUUGUUGCCAUGCCAAGUCCGAAGGGGUUUGCCUUCUGCUUGAAAUUGUAAUGCAGGUGUUUGGGAGGUUUCCUGUGUGCUUGACAAUGAUUUGGACUCUGAAUGUUGAGAUUACAUGCUCAGGUCGGAAUAAUUUUGGUUCGCAACUAGGGGUAUGUGGCAAACCUAAGAAUACCAUAUUACAUACCAGUAUGGAUAGCUUCAAAUGCACAUCAAUCUUAUCAAA